AUAUUUGCCCCUCCUCCGUCUCUAUACAAACGACUUUUCACUCACAUUUCAGUUGAGUGAUACCAUAAAAUUUAAGCAAUCGACCGAAAUUAUACUGUCUCACCCGCCAUGGCGCCACCAAAGUCCAAAAAUGCCGUUGGACUGGGGAAUAGUUUGAUGAAUGAUCGUUUCGGGAAGGGAAAAGGUAGUGAUCGCAAAAAAGCUUCCUAUAGCGCUGCUGCUGUUCAACGGACUGGUCCAAACGGCGAAACCUAUAUUACGAACCCAAAUGAGGAGGCAUCAUGGGUUAAAAUGCGAAGUAUCACCGAGCAAGGUGCUCUGGAUGAGUUUCUCAGCACAGCAGAGCUUGCCGGCACGGAUUUCACGGCCGAGAAACUGAAUAAUGUCAAAAUCAUACAUACAGAUCAGAGGAAUCCUUAUCUACUUUCUGCAGCUGAUGAAAGGGCUGCAGUCAAGAAGCAUCAACGGAAUCGUGGCAGAUUGACAGUUCCCCGUCGACCGCAAUGGGACAAAUCAACAACCCCACAACAGCUGGAUAGAAUGGAGCGGGAGAGUUUACUUGAAUGGAGACGAGGGCUUGCAGAGUUACAAGAACACCAGGAUCUACUAUUGACUCCAUUUGAGAGGAACCUGGAAGUUUGGAGGCAGUUGUGGAGAGUUAUUGAGCGGUCAGACCUGGUCGUGCAAAUUGUUGAUGCGAGAAAUCCCUUACUCUUCAGAUCGGAGGACCUGGAAAAAUACGUGAAGGAAGUUGAUCCUCGGAAGCGGAACUUGUUAUUGGUAAACAAGGCAGAUAUGAUGACCGAGAAACAGAGAGAAAUAUGGGCGGAUUAUUUCGAAGAGCACGGUAUCAAUUACAAAUUUUUCUCGGCCGCAUUGGCCAAGGAGAGCCUCGAGGCGAUGGAGUUGGCUAACAAAGACAUGGACAAGGAUGUCUCAGAGGAGGAGGAACUAGCUGAUAAUACAAAGAGGUUGAACAUUGACGAUGCAGAAGAGGAUUCCAGCGAAGAGGAAUCGGAGACUGAUGAGGGUGGACCACUCCCCAACCUCCCUAGAUCGCGCACGCAGAUUCUUACGAUUGACGAACUUGAGGAACUCUUCCUUACAGCUGCACCGCACAUACAAAAAAACGAAGGGGAGAACGGGAAACCCAAACCAACGACUGUUGGUCUUGUCGGAUAUCCUAAUGUUGGUAAAUCCAGUACAAUAAACGCCCUCCUUGGCGCGAAGAAAGUAUCAGUAUCUGCCACGCCGGGGAAAACCAAACACUUCCAAACACUCUAUCUCUCACCAAAUCUCCUCUUGUGUGAUUGUCCCGGUCUGGUCUUCCCUAACUUUGCAACAACAAAAGCGGAACUUGUCGUAAAUGGUGUUCUACCGAUUGACCAGCUUCGCGAAUUCUUGGGCCCGGCCGGUAUUGUGGCCAAACGCAUUCCAAAACCCUUCUUGGAAGCUGUGUAUGGUUUUAAAAUCAAUAUGCGACCUCUCGAAGAGGGAGGAACUGGAGUUCCCACGGCUUCCGAAGUUCUUCGUGCAUAUGCGCGCGCCCGAGGCUUCGCCACCACCGGUCUUGGCCAGCCUGACGAAUCCCGCGCUGCAAGAUACGUAUUAAAAGACUAUGUUAGCGGGAAACUCCUGUUCUGCCACCCUCCACCUACUUCCGAAUCCGAAGUUGAAGCUGGGAAGAAACCGAUCGAUCCGGCAGAGUUCAACCGAGAAUUAUACGAUAUUUCCCAUCUACCUCCAAAGAGACGUGACGCUCUCCUUAAUCAGGGGUUAGCGCCCUCCUUGUCCGGCUAUGAUGAGUCGUCUAGCCACGCUGAUACCGAUGCCGACACGAACGACGACACCUUAUCGCUCCCAUCCUCUAUCGUUUCUCACCCGCAGGGUGCUCGCUCGCGGAACCUGGACACUGGCUUCUUCUCGUCAGUUGGCUCAGGAGGAGCGGGACAUGUUAAAAUGCCCUUCAGUUACCAAUAUACUGAACAAGGUGCUAUUCAGAGACAAAAGGAGCUUUCUGGUCGAAAACAAAGAAUGAUGGUUGCGUUAGAGAACGGGGUUGAUCCUUCGGAGCUUAGCAGGGCUGGCAAGAAGCACUUUAAGGGUGGGAAGAGAAAGGAAAUAGAACGAAGGAAGAAGGCAUUAUCUAAGACAGGGGAGGAGGAUUUCUAUUAGAUGGUUGAUAUAACGUAGAUGAGGGACAGCAAGCAGCCUUCUUACUAUGGUUUUUAUAUUUUCUUCUAAGUGUACAAGUCCACUUUCGCUUCGCGAGUGUUCGUUUCUUUUGGAUAUACGAAUGGAUGAGGGUUAGAUCUAAAACGGCGGGGUUAAUGAUUAUACUUGCAUUUUACUUAGUUAUUAGCAAUCCUAUUUACAUUCGUCACUAUUAACAUGAUUAUUGUUGCUAUCAAAGCCCAAUGGUAUCUGCGUACAUACGAGAUGAUGAUCGUUUGCGAAAGUCGUUCGUGCGUGAAUAACCCUUGGGAUUUGUAAAUAAGAAAUCGUUCUUCUAUCAAAUUUGUCUAUUAUCUAUUAUUCAUAAAUCUAUCCUGAAAGGUAUUAGAUUUAAAGU
This is a messenger RNA of Blastomyces gilchristii SLH14081, 2572 nucleotides long. RefSeq names its product ribosome biogenesis GTPase Lsg1. The transcript has a single exon. Gene Ontology annotation, molecular function: GTPase activity; GTP binding. The record is from RefSeq and is a predicted model, not a curated record. Gene Ontology annotation, cellular component: cytosol. NCBI's taxonomy places the organism in Eukaryota, Fungi, Ascomycota, Eurotiomycetes, Onygenales, Ajellomycetaceae. The coding region runs from base 109 to 2175 and encodes 688 amino acids. Gene Ontology annotation, biological process: ribosomal subunit export from nucleus.